UUUCUACCGCCACUAGACCCCUCACCAGAAAUCCCAUUUCCUGAGUCAGGUGUCUUGGCAAAACCGUUCGCUUCAGUCCCCGAAAGCCUCCAUGGCUUCGAACGCCUUUGUCCUGGUGAACCGAUCUUCCCAAAAGAAAUACCAACUUGGACGGCCUCUGACGCUCUUCUAUUGUGUGUCGUUCUCCCAUUCCUAGUGUUCGUCUGCGUCCACAAACGAUUCAUGGCCUUUUGUGCGGAGCAAGGCGACCUUUCCUGGAGCACGGUAUCAAAACUCCUAGAGGAGUCAUUUGUGCGUGACUUGGACGCCGCCUCGACUAGCGCAAAUCUGCGCGCAGUACGAGCUAUACGGAACUUUGUUGUCGCCAGUCCCAUGAACAAGCACCUCGUACUGAACAAUGAACUCCUACGGACGAGAAUCAUGUCUUCUACGGCAUUCUUCGCGCCAAAUUCGGAUAAGCCGGUUAGCUUGAAACGCGAACUUCUGAGUCUUUACUCCAGCUUCCUCCGUGAUACAUCUCGCUUUGGAGAAGAGAUGCUGGGACAAACAGAAUUCCUGCAGAACCUGCUUCAAUUGGUUGAGUCUGAACAGAGGGAGGAGGAGUAUAGCCUGCUGGAGGCUGUGUUACUCUUUCUGAAAACACUUUUUACUGCGGAUGACUUGGACAGCGACCUUGAGUCGACAGCGCCGGCAAGGACCGAAGUUGCUCGUGUGAGUUCUUCUGUCCUCUAA
Molecule: messenger RNA, 732 nt
Organism: Dibothriocephalus latus
Lineage: Eukaryota; Metazoa; Platyhelminthes; Cestoda; Diphyllobothriidea; Diphyllobothriidae
Source: the annotation of a GenBank genome assembly